AUGCUGCCCGUAGGCCUCGAGGCUCCCCGCGCACUCACCCGGCGGCCUCUUCUGAGUCUGCUGCUCCUGCUGUGGCUGCUGCUGUGGCCGGUAACCCGCGCUCAGACCACGCAGGGAACCCCCAGCGCCUCGACCAGGCCGGACACCUCCAGCGCCCCAACAGCGCCGGGCUCCCCGAGAGCCUCGAGUCUGCAUGAGCGCGCGCGGGCCCUGAUGCGGGACUUCCGGCUCGUGGAUGGCAAGAACCACCUGCCCCUGUUCCUGAAACAGCAUUUCCGGAACGAGCUACAGGAGGGCAACCUGCGCAAUUUCAGCCUUGGCCAAACCAGCCUGGACAAGCUCAGGGAUGGCCUCGUGGGUGCCCAGUUCUGGUCAGCCUACGCACCAUGCCACACCCAGGACCAGGAUGCUGUGCGCCUCACGCUGGAGCAGAUUGACCUCAUUCGUCGCGUGUGUGCCUCCUACUCUGAACUGGAGCUUGUGACCUCAGCCAGAGGACUGAACAGCACUCAAAAGCUGGCUUGCCUUAUUGGUGUGGAGGGUGGUCACUCACUAGACAGCAGCCUCUCUGUGCUGCGCAGUUUCUAUCUGCUGGGAGUACGCUACCUGACACUCACCUUCACCUGCAACACGCCCUGGGCAGAGAGUUCCACCAAGUUUCAACACUUCUACACCAACAUCAGUGGGUUGACAAGCUUUGGAGAGAAGGUGAUAGGGGAAAUGAACCGCCUGGGCAUGAUGGUGGACUUGUCCUACGGGUCAGACACCUUGGCGCGGCAAGCCCUGAAGGUGUCAAGGGCCCCUGUGAUCUUCUCCCACUCAGCUGCCAAGGCUGUGUGCAACAAUAUGCUGAAUGUUCCCGAUGACAUCCUGCAACUUCUGAAGAAAAAUGGUGGCAUUGUGAUGGUGUCGCUGUCCACGGGGGUGCUGCCGUGUAACCUGUUUGCUAACGUGUCCACUGUGGCAGAUCACUUUGACCACAUCAGAGCCGUCACUGGAUCUGAGUUCAUCGGGAUUAGCGGAAACUAUGAUGGGUCUGGCCGGUUCCCACAGGGGCUGGAGGACGUGUCCACAUACCCGGUACUGAUAGAGGAGUUGCUGAGGCGUGGCUGGAGGGAGGAAGAGCUGCAGGGUGUCCUUCGUGGAAACCUGCUGCGGGUCUUCAGACACGUGGAACAGGUGAGAGAGGAAAACAGUGGCCAGAGCCCUGCGGAGGAUGAAUUUCCAAACAGGCAGGUGGGCAGGUCGUGCCACUCCCACCUGACUCAGCCUCAGAAUGAACACCUGGCCACACACCGGGUGGGAAACAAGUGGCCAACCAAUCAGGCCCUCCAGAGGUCCUCAAAAGCCUCCCCACACCUCGUCCUGGGGCUCAUGGCUGCUGCCACCUUCUCAAUCCUCAUCCUAUGGCUCUAGUGACCUGGCCAGUCCUCCAGAGGUCACUGUGUCAAAGUCUCACAAAGUUCCCCUCCUAGUGGUCCAGGCACAAACAUAGGUAUGCUGAGAAUAAAUAUUUUGGGUACAGA
This is a messenger RNA of Lagenorhynchus albirostris (white-beaked dolphin), 1526 nucleotides long. RefSeq names its product dipeptidase 3 (gene DPEP3). NCBI's taxonomy places the organism in Eukaryota, Metazoa, Chordata, Mammalia, Artiodactyla, Delphinidae. The record is from RefSeq and is a predicted model, not a curated record. The coding region runs from base 1 to 1416 and encodes 471 amino acids. Gene Ontology annotation, biological process: proteolysis. The transcript has 10 exons. Gene Ontology annotation, molecular function: metallodipeptidase activity.